CUGUACCACUGCUUCACGCUAUAAAGCCUUUUGAAGACACACAGUUUGCGUGGAAGAGGUUGUACCCAAGAUGAUCCCAGUCCGGCACACUCUUGCAUGAGUAGUUCCACUGGCUUCAGUGAGACUAGACUGUUCGCACGGGUACCUUUUGUGGGAGUGAAAAACUACUUACAUCUCUGCAUGAUCUAUCGGGACCUUGGGUCCAAGCAUGCAGAGUUGAGUGAAGGGUUGGCCAUUCAAAGUGACAGAAAAUAUCAAAGAAGAGACCUAAAAUGAGAUCUGCUUAGUGUGACGUCUCUUCAGAACAGUUCCACAAAGUGCAAUUACACGACGUUCCGAGCACCUUUGAUAAAAAGCCUGACCCUAGGACAAUCCUUUUCCAAACGUAGCAUUUUGUCACCUAAAAUCCAGAUCCUGGCAGUGAAGUAAAUGGCUCAACUUCCCCCUGGAGUUCGCUUCAUUGUUUUAUUUACAAGAGAUCAGUGGUGCAGGGCCUUCAUUUUUGUUCUUACCUUUUUGUUAUAUGCUAGUUUCCACUUGUCAAGGAAACCUAUUAGUAUAGUUAAGGGAGAACUACAUAAGCACUGUGCUCCUCCAAAUGAAGUUGAACUCAACUCCUACAAAGAAUAUGCCAUCCAGAUUCAGCCUGUUAAAAAGUUAUCUAAUGAGUCUCAGUGUGGUUGGGAGCCAUUUGACAAGAACAAUUACAAACAAUUACUGGGAACCCUGGAUUACUCAUUUCUGUGUGCUUAUGCAGUUGGAAUGUAUCUGAGUGGUAUAAUAGGAGAGCGACUGCCUAUCCGGUAUUAUCUAACAGUUGGAAUGCUUGGCAGUGGACUCUUCACUGCAAUGUUUGGGUUGGGCUAUUUCUAUAAUAUACAUAACCUGUGGUUCUACAUGAUAGCUCAGAUAGCUAAUGGAUUGGUGCAAACCACUGGCUGGCCCAGUGUUGUUACCUGCAUUGGCAACUGGUUUGGAAAAGGAAGGAGAGGUUUGAUCAUGGGAAUCUGGAAUUCUCACACUUCCGUAGGGAAUAUCUUAGGAUCCUUAAUUGCUGGUUACUGGGUAUCUACCUGCUGGGGUCUGUCUUUUGUGGUUCCUGGUGUUAUAAUUGCUUGCCUGGGGAUCGUUUGUUUUCUAUUUCUCAUUGAACACCCUAAAGAUUUAAGUUGCGCUUGCAAACCAUCCAGUAGCUCAAAGUCCUACAUGAAUGGUACAAAUAAAUUCGGAGUCCAUAAGCCAACCUUAAAUCUUAAAGAAACCGACAAACUUCAGGAUCCAGCGAUGCAGUAUUUGCUUCCUGACAGAGAGAACUGCACGGUGCCACUGAACCAUAACAUGGCAGUCAAUGGGGAAGGUGGAACUAGAAUGUCAGCUAUAAGCUUCAUAGGUGCUUUGCGAAUACCUGGAGUCAUAGAAUUCUCUCUCUGUUUGUUGUUUGCUAAACUAGUCAGUUACACUUUCCUUUUCUGGCUUCCACUCUAUAUCACAAACGUAGAGCAUCUUGAUGCGAAAAGAGCUGGGGAUCUUUCCACAUUGUUCGAUGUGGGUGGAAUCUUUGGUGGCAUUUUGGCAGGCAUGAUAUCAGAUAGAUUGGAAAAAAGGGCUUCAACCUGUGGAAUGAUGUUACUACUAGCAGCACCUGCUCUAUACAUGUUCUCUGCAAUCAGUAAAAUGGGCCUAGAAGCUACCAUAGUUAUGCUGCUUAUCAGUGGAGCCCUGGUGAAUGGUCCUUAUGCGCUGAUCACCACUGCGGUCUCUGCUGACUUGGGUACCCAUAAAAGUCUGAAAGGAAAUGCAAGAGCCUUGUCCACAGUUACGGCUAUCAUCGAUGGAACAGGUUCUGUAGGUGCUGCUUUAGGGCCUCUGUUAGCUGGUCUCAUCUCUCCCUCUGGUUGGAACAAUGUAUUUUACAUGCUAAUGAUGGCAGAUGCAUGUGCCUUACUAUUCUUACUCCGUCUUAUACGAAAAGAACUCCAGUGUAAGAUGGACCAGACCUUGUUUAAAGAACACUGAAUUAUGAUAUCUCAGACAUGUGUGAUCAAAACUACGCCCUCAAAAGACUGUGGAAUAAAUUAUUCUGUAUUUUGUGAUUUGUCUUGUGGAGCAUUUUGCACAUUUACCAGGAGAGGAUUGAGAAAUUCAGCUGGUGAAAUCCUGGUGAAGUUUUUUUUUUUUGUUUUGUUUCCUGUUUGCACAUACAUCCAUCUCUCAGGAUGGUGACUGUUUAUCACACGAAGAGACAGGAGCUUUGGGAAGCUGCUAGCUGUAUGCCUUAACUGAGCCAAAAAAGAAAUACCAAGUGCCUUUUGAUUCAUUUUGAUAGGAUAUUUGAAGUAAACCUUAAACUGCUUAUUUUUAACAAAAUGCAGGGAGAUUUGAGAGUAGAGCACAAAGAAGAAAAUGAACUCUCUUCAGAUGCUUCAGCAGUGGAAUGUGCCAAUGGUAUUAGCAAAGCAUUUGUGAGCCAAGUGUCCUUUAAGAACAUAAGAAUGGCCAUACUGGGUCAGACCAAAGGUCUGUCUAGCCCAGUAUCCUGUCUGCCAACAGUGGCUGAUGCCAGGGUCCCCAGAGAGAAUGAAUAGAACAGGUCAUCAUCAAAUGAUCCAUCCCAUGUUGCCCAUUUAUGCCACCUCUUAAAAGAUAAGGUCAUCACACUCUAUGUGAAAGUACCAGCUGUUUCAGAUUCACUGCUAUUCAAUAUCCUGAAACAGUUUAAACAGUAAGAAAAUAGUCCGACCAUAUUAUCAGACUUUAACUACAGCACUAAUUUAUCCUACACUGUAAAAUCCCAAGAGCAGCAUUCUGCUCUUUUAUGUAUAAUAUAUUGGAACUUGUACAUAAGUAGUUACAAUUUGCUGUGUGUGU
Messenger RNA from Mauremys reevesii (Reeves's turtle), 2868 nucleotides. RefSeq names its product solute carrier family 37 member 1 (gene SLC37A1). Gene Ontology annotation, biological process: glucose-6-phosphate transport; phosphate ion transmembrane transport. Gene Ontology annotation, molecular function: glucose 6-phosphate:phosphate antiporter activity. Gene Ontology annotation, cellular component: endoplasmic reticulum membrane. The record is from RefSeq and is a predicted model, not a curated record. The transcript is spliced from 21 exons. NCBI's taxonomy places the organism in Eukaryota, Metazoa, Chordata, Testudines, Geoemydidae. Bases 430 to 2016 code for a protein of 528 amino acids.